CGUGAUCGAUGUCAAUCGUCGUCGUCGGACCAUGAUUGAUACUUGACAGUUGCAAAUAAUUCAUUAUGAAUUAUGAUAUUGGGAGUAAGUGAAACUGAAGCGGCCUGUUGAUCGUGGAAUUUUUAAAUAACGAAUCUGUUGCUGCGCGAAUACCUGCAACUAAUGGUCGUUAAUCGUUAUACGCAAAUCAUUCGCCCGCCAAAUCAACUGGGAUGAUGUAUUACCAAGUUUUGAUCUAUGUAUCGUACACUAUUCUGGUCAAUAUUUUUGUGUCGUAUGUGCUUGCCGACUACUUUUUGAACGUAAUUUUAGACAAGUAUGCGGGAUAUGAGCACGCCCAAACCCAAUAUUUCGAUCACAUUGUCGUGGGCGGAGGAACAGCAGGUAUUGUUGUAGCUUCACGUUUAGCAGAAAAUGAAGCACAUACUGUUUUAUUAAUAGAAGCUGGUCCUAAAGUGUCAUCAUUACAUGAUAUACCUCUUGCCACACCUAUGUUCCAAAAGUCACCAAUCGAUUGGCAACACCAAACAGAGUCCCAGUUAGACGCAUGUCUCGCAAUGAAAAAUAAUUCUAGCCAAUGGCCCUCAGGAAAAGUCUUAGGGGGCAGCAGUCGCAUAAAUUUUAAUAUCCAUGUAAGAGGGCAUAUUUCUACUGAUUAUUUAACGUGGCAAUUUGAACAAGAUUGGACCAAAGAGGACGUUAUUUACUACUUCAACAAAUAUGAAAAAGCUGAUAUAUAUAAUAGAUCACCCAAUAAAAAACAAUUCUUCAGUCAUCAACCAACACAUGUGACACCAAUUGCAACAGCUGUACUUGAGGCGGCCAAUGAGUUGGACUUUAAUACUUCAUUAGAUAUGAACAAUGAUGGAUUUCAUAUUCCUAGACGAGAUGGUGGUAGUUUCUCAUUGACACCAGUGUCAAUAAGAACAGGGGCUAGAUUAAGCACUGAACACCUAUAUUUAAAAUCAAGAAAAAAAAAAAACUUAGUAGUGCUCACAAAUGCUUUGGUUACAAAGGUGCUGUUUAAACAUAAUUACGAAGCAAAUGGUGUUAUGUACAACAGGUUUAACCAAGUUUUUAAAGUAUAUGCACUUAAGUCUGUUGUCAUGUCUGCAGGAACAUUGAAUACUGCAAAAAUACUUUUAUUAAGUGGUAUUGGACCAGCACAACAACUUAAACCAUUAAAAAUUCCUGUGAUUGCGGAUUUGGCAGUGGGAGAAAACUUACAAGACCACAUUAUUACUGGAUUAGACAUGAUAACUUUAGAAAAAUCAUUGGACUUAACUUUUAAAGAUUUUAUAUCACCAAUAAACAUUUAUAAAUACUUUUUCAAAGGAACUGGCAUAUGGACGCAUCCAGGAUGUGAAGCUAUUGGUUUAUUACAACUACCAUCAGAUAAAAAAAACUAUUCUAUAUCAUCCCCGGAUUUGCAAUUUAUGCUUUUACCUUAUGGAAUAUCAUCAGAUGCAGGAGCAGCAUACUUCAAUCACUUGAAUUUAAAAAAUGAGAUUUGGAAUGAAUAUUUUCAACCUCUUGUGGGAAGACAGGUUAUUUCAUUAGCACCAGUGCUAUUGCAUCCUCAAAGCAGUGGAUAUGUUAAGUUAGGCAUAAAUCGUGAAAUUGUUGUUCAACCAAAUUAUUUACAAAAGUCACAUGAUGUCAAUGUGUUGAUUCAAGGAAUGAAAUUGGUGAACAAAUUUGUAAAAACCAAAACAUUAUCAAAACUUGGCGCUAUGUUUAACACUAAACAUUUUCCUGGAUGUGAAAAAUAUAAUUUUGGAUCAGACUAUUAUUGGGAAUGUUACAUUAGACAUAUGACAUUAACAUCUUAUCAUCCUGUUGGGACAUGUAAAAUGGGAAGUAUCCAUAAUAAAAGUGUUGUGGAUCAUUCAUUAAGAGUGCAUAAAUUAAAUAAAUUAUAUGUGAUUGAUGCAUCAAUAAUGCCUUCCAUGCCAAGUGGGAAUAUAAACGCUGUUGUGGCAAUGAUAGCAGAGAAAGGAGCUGAUCUCAUAAAAAAACAUUGUUUUCAAAGAACCCAAAAAUGUAAAAUCACAGAUUUCUUAUAUUAUUAUAACUAUAAGUAUUAAAAUAUUAUUUUUACUUAAUUGUUAUUGCUAUAACUACUCAUCAUUUGAUACGUAUCCGUCAUAGUUGUAUCUAUUAAUUAAAAAAAUAAAUUUUAUUUUUACCUUUUUGAAA
This is a messenger RNA of Rhopalosiphum maidis (corn leaf aphid), 2199 nucleotides long. RefSeq names its product glucose dehydrogenase [FAD, quinone]-like. Gene Ontology annotation, molecular function: flavin adenine dinucleotide binding; ecdysone oxidase activity. The transcript is spliced from 9 exons. The record is from RefSeq and is a predicted model, not a curated record. Lineage: Eukaryota; Metazoa; Arthropoda; Insecta; Hemiptera; Aphididae. Bases 213 to 2087 code for a protein of 624 amino acids.